CUCAGACUCACCGCUGUGCGUCUUUACGCUCAGGGAUCAUCCACUCCUGAUCCCCCCUCACGUACUCUCUCUCUUUCUCUGGUUGUUUCUUUACCCACAGCAGCCUCACCUGCGAAGCCACAGCGGAGGACAGAGGACACUUUGCUGACUGACGGACAAAAAAGGCACCUCCGUGUACUCUCACCAUGGAGGAGAGCCGGGCAGAGUAACUUACUGCAGCCUUUACAGUAUAAAACCUGACUGUCAGAGAAGAGAGCGAUCUUCACGAUGAGCCGUUAAAUUCCUGCUACCGGUGCUUUCUUUGGAGAGUGGAUUGACCAUCUCCUAACAGCAGGGGAGACGAGCAGAGAGGCAUUUAACCGUUGAUUUGAGUCCUCAGAUGGACCAAGUGCCCUCGGCACUGGCCGCUAAGAUGCGCUGGAUCACGCUGAUGCUUGCAGGCUUGACUUUCUGGGGCAAAGUGACUAUUUGUAACUGUUUCGACUACGAGGAGCCAGACUAUGAUUACUACGAGGAAGAUAAAGCGGAGACCAUUGACUACAAAGACCCUUGCAAAGCUGCUGUAUUCUGGGGCGACAUUGCUUUAGACGAGGAGGACCUGCGCAUGUUUCAGAUCGACAGGACGAUAGACCUGACACAGCACACACACAUGCGCACACACUCCCGGCAGGGCCACACAUCUGGUGGCCUGGAGGAACAUCAAGUUGCAAAGAAGAGAGGAUCAUUAUAUCUGCUGCUCGAGAGAAUACGCAGGUUUGGCUUUGAAUAUCUCCCAAAGAACUCAAGCAAAGGAUCCCCAGGUCCCAAGAGCCAAACUGGGAAAGGUGGCAAGACGGGGAACGUGGUGAAAAGUCGGAUUCCCCGAGCGGCCACAUCCAGAGCUGAGAGAAUUUGGCCCGGAGGAGUCAUUCCCUACGUCAUAGGAGGAAACUUUACUGGUAGUCAGAGGGCCAUGUUUAAACAGGCCAUGCGUCACUGGGAGAAACAGACGUGUGUGACGUUUAUUGAGAAGACGGAUGAGGAAAGCUACAUCGUGUUCACCUACAGACCCUGUGGGUGUUGUUCCUAUGUGGGUCGUCGUGGCAACGGGCCCCAGGCCAUCUCUAUAGGCAAGAACUGUGACAAGUUUGGCAUUGUGGUGCACGAAUUGGGUCAUGUCAUCGGAUUUUGGCACGAGCACACACGGCCUGACCGUGACGAUCACGUGACCAUCAUCCGGGAUAACAUUCAGCCAGGCCAGGAGUAUAACUUUCUCAAGAUGGAGCCGGGGGAGGUCAACUCUCUGGGGGAGCCAUAUGAUUUUGACAGCAUCAUGCACUACGCCAGAAACACCUUCUCACGGGGGAUGUUCCUCGACACCAUCCUUCCAUCCAGAGACGAAAACGGGGUCAGGCCUGCUAUUGGCCAGCGGACCAGGCUCAGUAAAGGAGACAUUGCACAGGCAAGGAAGCUGUAUAGAUGUCCAGCAUGUGGAGAGACGCUCCAAGAGUCAACAGGCAACUUCUCGUCUCCUGGUUACCCCAACGGAUACCCAUCAUACACACACUGUGUCUGGAGAAUAUCUGUUACACCAGGAGAAAAGAUAGUCCUGAACUUCACCACCAUGGAUCUGUAUAAAAGCAGUCUGUGUUGGUACGACUACAUAGAGGUUCGGGAUGGAUACUGGAGGAAAGCUCCACUGCUCGGCAGGUUUUGUGGCGAUAAAGUUCCUGAUGUGUUGAUCUCGACUGACAGCAGGAUGUGGAUUGAGUUCCGUAGUAGCAGCAACUGGGUGGGAAAAGGCUUUGCCGCCAUUUAUGAAGCGAUCUGUGGAGGUGAAAUCACCAAAGACUCAGGACAGAUUCAGUCUCCAAACUAUCCCGAUGACUACAGACCUUCUAAAGAGUGUGUGUGGAGGAUCACUGUGUCCGAGGGAUACAACGUCGGACUCAGCUUUCAGGCUUUUGAGAUUGAGAGACACGACAGCUGUGCCUAUGACUACCUAGAGGUCAGGGAUGGCCCUCUGGAGACGAGCCCUCUGAUUGGUCGAUUCUGUGGCUACGACAAACCUGAAGAUGUGCGCUCCACCUCACACACACUGUGGAUGAAGUUUGUCUCGGAUGGGACAGUCAACAAGGCUGGCUUUGCUGCAAACUUUUUCAAAGUGUGUGAUGAGUGUGCCAAGCCAGACAAUGGUGGAUGUGAACAGAGGUGUGUAAACACUCUCGGCAGCUUCAAGUGUGCCUGUGACCCGGGCUAUGAACUAGCUCCUGACAAGAAGAGCUGUGAAGCUGCAUGUGGUGGCCUCCUCUCUAAAUUGAACGGGACCAUCAGCACUCCUGGCUGGCCUAAAGAGUAUCCACCCAACAAGAACUGUGUGUGGCAGGUGGUCGCUCCCACUCAGUACCGCAUCUCCAUGCAGUUCGAGGCCUUCGAGCUGGAAGGAAACGAGGUGUGUAAAUAUGACUAUGUGGAGGUGCGUAGCGGCCUCUCAUCAGACUCAAAGCUGCAUGGUAAAUACUGUGGCACGGAGGUCCCUGAAGUCAUCACGUCGCAAUACAACAACAUGAGGAUCGAGUUCAAGUCCGACAACACUGUAUCAAAGAAAGGCUUCAAAGCUCACUUCUUCUCAGACAAAGAUGAGUGCAGCAAGGACAACGGAGGCUGCCAGCACGAGUGCAUCAACACAGUGGGUUCUUACGUUUGUCAGUGUCGCCACGGCUUUGUACUGCAUGAGAACAAACAUGACUGUAAGGAAGCUGAGUGUGAGCAUAAGAUCCAUAGCCCCAGUGGAACCCUGAGCAGCCCCAACUGGCCAGACAAGUAUCCCAGCCGUAAGGAGUGCACCUGGGACAUCACAGCCACGCCGGGACACCGAGUCAAGAUAACCUUCAAUGAGUUUGAGAUCGAGCAGCAUCAGGAGUGUGCAUACGACCAUCUGGAGGCCUUCGACGGGGACAGCGACACAGCCGCCAUCUUGGGCCGAUUGUGUGGCAGUAAGAUCCCGGAGCAGCUGGUCUCCACCGGGAACAAGAUGUAUCUCCGCUUCAUUUCUGAUGCUUCAGUACAAAGGAAGGGUUUCCAGGCUACUCACUCGACAGAGUGUGGAGGUCGGCUGAAGGCAGAAGUUCGGCAGAAGAACCUUUAUUCUCACGCUCAGUUUGGAGACAAUAAUUAUCCGGGUCACACUGACUGUGAUUGGCUGUUGACGGCCGAACAGGGCUACGGCGUGGAACUGAGCUUCAUCACUUUUGAGGUAGAGGAGGAAGCGGAUUGUGGUUACGACUACAUUGAGCUGUACAACGGGUACGACGCCAACUCCCACCGACUGGGUCGCUUCUGCGGUUCAGGGCCCAGGGAGGGGAUCUACUCUCCCGGAGGAGCUAUGCUGAUCCGUUUUCACAGCGAUGACACGAUCAGCAAAAAGGGAUUCCACAUCCGCUACACAAGCACCAAGUUCCAGGAGAGCCUUCACACCAGGAAAUGACUUUAGAUGCUCCGUGACCUCUGAUCUCUGUGCAAUCCUGACCUUCACCAUGGCAACCAGAAAAGUACAGCCUGUCCCCCCUCUUUUUGGACACUGCAGGCAGACGUGGACGUUUGCCAGCCAGAGGAGGAAGACAACACUUAAAACAUUUGCCUCGCUACGUGGCUCCAUAUCUCACUCUGAGAUGGGAAAAAUAACAAGAUAUUAAAAAAAUAAAUAAAUGGAGCUUUGACUAAUUAGGGGAAAUACGCCGAGGAUUGAGUGGAGGAGAUUUAUCACCGGAUACCUGGAUACCCUCAAUGUGAAGGGAGGGUGGUUGAACAUGCAAACCAGUUUACUGAGAUACUCUAAUGGUGCAAAAACGCAACACAGGAGUAUAAACACUCACAUACAUGUAUUAGAUUAAUAUUCACAAUUAUAAACUAUGGAUGCUUAAGGAACGAAGGCUUAAAAAAAAAAGAAGAAAAUGCCUCCAUUAAGGGAGUUCUUUUCUGACUCCUUGGUCCUUGAAGUGUGCAACUUAUUGUGAUAAGAUGGCUGCUCAUGUCCACAGAAACUCUACAGACAUUUUUAUUGCCUUUGAUGCCUGGGAACUGGUCCGUUCCACCCAGCUCAGAACGGCUGCAGAUGAUUUGAUUUCAUGUCUUAUGUAAAAAACAAACAAACAUUGUGUUUACUGUAUGUGUGUAUGUGUGUACAGAGAAGAGAACAAAAACUAAAGGCUGAAGGCCGUCAUGUUGUCCUUUUUGCUUAAAGCUUAUGCUGACGACCAUCGUGUAUGGAAAUAAAAAAAAGAACAAUUUACGAAUGAUCUGUGAUGCUAAUGUUAAGCCUUGCAUUAUACUUUGUGUGUGUUUUUUUUGAGUAUGAAAACCAUCUUCUAACAAAUGGAGCGACUUUUUAUGGAUGUUUUCAGUUUCCACCUCAACCUCUCGACGCCCAAUCUUUUUUUUUUUCCAGUGGAUAUCGGAAAAGGGAAUAUUUUCACAGCUGUCUCUUGGAGUGACACAAUUCAAAAUGAAGGAGAGAUUCCCAUGGUGCUAAAAAUAAAACUACACUGACUGACAGACGACUGCCGAUGAAAGGAAAGACUUUGUAACAGAGAUGCAGUCGGCGUGCAAACAGCACACUACACCAACAGCACUUGUCCUGUGGAACUACAACUUUGCCUUAGAACCAAAAUGUAUGCAGAGGUCGCUGUGUUGAGUCAGCGGAGUGUUUUAUGAGGUUUUUUGGCAGCGAGCUUCAAUCAAUUUGGGUUUUCGAAUGGUCUUAUUGUGAAAAACAAAAAACAUGGGAAAUGUAGUCUGUGUGUGAGAUAGUGUCAAUGGUGCAUGCGUGUUUGUGUGUCAAUUUUUGUAGCUGUUCUCAGAGAUACAUAAACACACACUUACAUAUCCGCAGAAACACAACUCAUUUGUGUGUAUUUCACCCAAACACACACUUCUGUCCCCCCCGUCUUGGUAUUUUCGAGCGAGGAGUGAAGCGAGGUUCUGUAAAAUAAAGAAAAAACAAAUAAGGUGCACACAGCAUGCAUCCUCUCUGUGUUCAAAUGCAAAUGUGUAAGUGCGUGUCAUAGGAGAAUAUAGAGGAAUAAUGUGUGCGUAUGAGUGUAAACUGUAUGAUUUUACAUUGAAUCUUUCAUCACUGUACGUGCCAAUCUCCAGGUGACCCUGAUCCACUGUAGUUUUGUUUUAUCAUUCCACCUCAGUGUCUGUUGCUCAAGAGACACUGACAUGAGUCCUCUGCAUCAGUCAUUGAAAUAAACACUUGUAUUUCUGUUUCAUUGAUUAUUGA
Labrus bergylta (ballan wrasse) is the source of this 5263-nucleotide messenger RNA. The record is from RefSeq and is a predicted model, not a curated record. Lineage: Eukaryota; Metazoa; Chordata; Actinopteri; Labriformes; Labridae.